UAUUACCUGUCCAAUACAGUAACACUACACCAAGUCCGAGUUUGCAGUAUCAUACGGCAUGUUGGGACUGCUGAGGCGGAGGGGCCCCUCGGGUUUCUCGCCGUCGUCCACCGCCGAGGAGGUCACCGCCGGCAUCGAUGGUUGCGGCCUCGUCGCCAUCGUCACAGGUGCAUCUCAUGGGAUUGGUACUGAAACAUGCCGGGUUCUUGCGCUGCGAGGGGUCCAGGUGGUGAUGGGUGUGAGGAAUACAUUGUCCGGUGCGCGCGUGAGGGAAGAGAUUGUGAGACAGAUUCCUACGGCCAAGAUUGAGGUCCUGGAGCUUGACCUUAGCUCCAUGUCGUCAGUGAGAAGAUUUGUCAAAAAUUUCAAUGCGCUAAACCUUCCCCUGAACAUUCUGAUUAAUAAUGCAGGGAUUGCGUUUGUUCCUUUUGAGCUUUCAGAAGAUGGCAUUGAGCUGCAUUUUGCAACAAAUCACCUUGGCCAUUUUCUGCUGACUGAUCUUUUGCUCGAGAAGAUCAAAGUUACAGCUGAACAGAGUGACAUAGAAGGAAGGAUUGUGAUUGUUUCAUCUGAAGGUUACAAGCACGCAUACCGGGAGGGAAUCCGUUUCCAUAAGAUCAAUGAUGAAUCUGGUUAUAGCAGAUUCUCAGCAUACGGCCAAUCUAAGCUCGCCAACAUAUUGCACUCAAAUGAACUUUCUAAAAACUUGAAGGAACAAAAUGCAAAAGUAGUAGUCAACUCGCUUCACCCAGGAGAAGUUUGCACCAACAUAAUGCAUCACUGGGCUUUCUUACAUGGUCUUAUGUGUACGCUUGGCAAAUUUAUAUUGAAAGAUGUUGGUCAAGGUGCGGCCACAGUUUGUUAUCUGGCAUUGCAUCCUCAGGUUGCUGGAGUCACUGGCAAAUACUUUAUAGACUGCAAUGCUACUGAUCCAAAAUCUCCUGCAACUGAUAAGGAAUUGGUGAAAAGGCUCUGGGAUUUUAGUGCGAGCCUAGUCCAUUGAUUCAAAUUGGUGCAACAACUGUGAUUCUGUGAAAUACUAUUUGAGGAAAUAACCAGCCAAGUAAAACAUUGAAGGAACAAAAAUUCUGAGGUUAUGUCUCUUCAGAAAGAAAUGCUGAGGUUAUGAGCUAAAAGAUUUGUUCAGACAAAUGGAUAGCGAAUGUAAACAUGUUCAAAUUGAGUGAGGUGUCGUUAUUAUGUAGCAUGUAGCUGUGCAAUAGGUACUAUUGUAACUUGUUUGGACUCUUAUGUAACCCAUAUUUCUGAAUAUUCCGUAUGUAGUUUAUUUCCCAAUA
Molecule: messenger RNA, 1298 nt
Organism: Setaria italica (foxtail millet)
Lineage: Eukaryota; Viridiplantae; Streptophyta; Magnoliopsida; Poales; Poaceae
Product: short-chain dehydrogenase TIC 32, chloroplastic
Exons: 8
Coding region: 59-1003 (314 amino acids)
Source: RefSeq, a predicted model, not a curated record